AUGAUCACAAAAGAUAGAUGGUCACAAUAUAAAGAAGCGCAAAAGAAAUAUCCAAACUAUAUUAUUAUGGCAAGAUCACAUGUUUCAGGACAAAUAUUUUGGGAAUUACAGAAACCAGAACUCAUAGAACACCCAGGAUCAUUUAUUAAAGGGACUCAUGAUCCAGAAGAAUUUCAAGAACACUUAAAGAAAUAUAAGAAGUAUGAAAAACAAUCAGGAAAAUAUUAUGAAGAAACUAAAAUUCUUGAAUACUCAUGGUACAAAGAAUUUGAAUAUACUUUCAAAAGACAUUAUCAUCAAACCGAUACUGUAAUGGCUCCACGUAGGGUUAAUUUUGAAUUAUCCGCUGGAACUUAUGAAAUAGUAUCUAGUAUUGAUCAAUAUAAAGAGAAUCUUAGUGAUGAUGCAAAUAUUGAUUCGGAUGAUGAGGAAGAAAA
Molecule: messenger RNA, 437 nt
Organism: Funneliformis mosseae
Lineage: Eukaryota; Fungi; Glomeromycota; Glomeromycetes; Glomerales; Glomeraceae
Source: the annotation of a GenBank genome assembly